AUGGCGGCAUAUAUCUGGGGCACUCCUGUAGACGUAGAAAUACGUCUAGAAGCUGAAGAGGCACGAAGGCAGUAUGAAGUCAAGCUGGAGAAGGACCGAAGAGAGUCUUUGGCCGUCUAUCUUGACGGGGAGAGCGUGGUUGGACAGGCAACCGUGCGAUUACGCGAUGGCAAGAAGCUUGCGCAUGACGGGAUCAAGAUAGAGUUCAUUGGUUGCAUAGAGCUGUUCUACGACCGAGGAAGCCACUACGAAUUUCUCUCGCUAUCACAAGAGCUUGCCGCUCCUGGAGAGAUGCGACAGGCCCAAACAUUUGACUUUCAUUUCAAGAACGUAGAGAAGCAGUUUGAGAGCUAUCAAGGCAUCAACGUCAAGCUGCGAUACUUCCUCAAGUUGACUAUCUCGCGGCGGUUGGCGGAUGUCGUCAAAGAGAAGGAUAUUUGGGUACAUUCGUACCGAAUGCCACCAGAGUCGAAUAACUCCAUCAAGAUGGAAGUCGGUAUCGAGGAUUGCUUGCACAUCGAGUUUGAGUACAACAAAUCAAAGUAUCACCUCAAGGAUGUUAUUGUGGGCAAGAUUUACUUCUUGCUUGUACGGAUAAAGAUUAAACACAUGGAGCUGUCGAUCAUACGGCGUGAGACGACUGGCUCUGUUCCGAACCAGUACAACGAGUCGGAGACGAUUACCAAGUUUGAAAUUAUGGAUGGAGCUCCUGUUCGCGGCGAGACCAUUCCCAUUCGACUGUUCCUUGGUGGCUUUGACCUUACGCCAACGUUCCGAGACGUGAACAAGAAGUUUAGCGUCCGGUACUACCUCAACCUGGUCCUGAUUGAUGAGGAAAACCGACGAUAUUUCAAACAGCAAGAGAUUACCGUCUUCAGAAUCCCCGAGAAUUGA
Serendipita indica DSM 11827 is the source of this 894-nucleotide messenger RNA. NCBI's taxonomy places the organism in Eukaryota, Fungi, Basidiomycota, Agaricomycetes, Sebacinales, Serendipitaceae. The record is from the annotation of a GenBank genome assembly.